AUGGUCGACCACAGAGGGGCCGCAUCCCCUAAAGACGCCGAGCAAUACAACUCGGUCCUUGCCCAUGGCGGCGACUCCUCUCCCGAUUACGCAAGCGGGCAGGUCCAGGAUGAGCAGGCUUUCAAGUUCUCCGAGUCGCGGAAGAUCGGCGUGACGGGGGCCGUGUUCCUCAUAUUGAACAAGAUGAUCGGGACAGGAAUUUUCUCCACCCCGUCCGGGAUCUUCGCAUCAACAGGCUCGGUCGGAAUAAGCAUCAUCCUGUGGCUGAUCGGCGGGAUCCUCACCUUCGCAGGCCUAUCCGUCUUCCUCGAAUUCGGCCUCGCCAUCCCCAGGUCCGGUGGCGAGAAGAACUACCUCGAGCGCGUGUACCGCCACCCGCGGUACCUGGCGACCUGCGUGCUCGCCUCGCAGAUGAUACUGCUGGGCUUCUCUUCGGGCAACUCGCUAGCCUUUGGGCGCUACGUCCUCUUCGCCUCUGGGUCGUCCGAGCCGGACGGGUGGACGGCUAGAGGCCUUGGUAUCGCGUGCGUCACGUUCGCCGUGGGCUUGCACUCCGUGCUUCCGAAGUGGGGUCUGAGGCUUGUGAACGUGCUGGGCGUCUUCAAGGUGGUGAUCCUUUUGUUCAUCGUGUUCAGCGGCUUUGCCGCCCUUGCGGGACGGCGACUGGUGCCGAACCCGCACAACUUUGACAACGCGUUUCGCAUCGAGGAAGGCGAUGGCUAUGGGAACGGCGGCGCUUACGGAUAUGCGACGGCCCUCCUGCGGAUCGUCUAUAGCUACAAGGGGUGGGAGAACGCGAACUACGUGGUCGGAGAGCUCAAGAACCCGAAGCGGACGCUCGCCGUCGCCGCGCCGCUGGCCGUGGGCGGAGUCACAGUGCUGUACCUGCUUGCGAAUGUGGCUUAUUUCGCCGCGAUCCCCAAGAGCGACCUAGCCAAGUCGGAGGUCAUCGUGGCUGGGCUCUUCUUCCGCAACGUCUUCGGACAGAGUGCAGGUGCCAGGAGUCUCCCGGCGUUUGUGGCUCUGAGCAACUUGGGCAACGUCCUCGCUGUGUCUUUCGCACAUGCGAGACUGAACCAGGAGCUGGGAAAGGAGGGCAUGCUGCCUUUCAGCAGGUUUUGGGCGUCGAACAAGCCGAGCAAUGCGCCUGCGGCUUCGCUGUUCCUGCACUGGCUCAUUACCGUCAUCGUUCUCGUGGCGCCACCUGCGGGCCCCGCGUACAACUUUAUCGUUGAUCUAUACACGUACCCUGGCGUGUGGAUCAACGGAUUCGUGGCAGCCGGGCUCAUCUACCUACAGUUCAAGAAGUCAGAGAAUUGGUCGUCACCAUGGCACACCUACCUCCCGGUCACACUAUUGUUCCUCGCGAUGAACGUCUUCCUAGCCAUCGUGCCAUUCAUACCGCCGACAGGCAGCUGGGAUGCUGAGGGCUACCCGUACUAUGUCUUCCCCGUAGUCGGCGUCGGUGUUCUGAUACUCGGUGGCUUUUACUGGACUAUUUGGACAAAGGUGCUGCCCAGCAUCGGCGGUUACAAGGUGGUAGCGGAGCGGAGUGUAACCGACGAUGGUGCUGAGGUGGUGACAUAUAUUAAAGUAAAAUCUCUCAAGCACGACGAUGUGAUGUAG
Diaporthe batatas is the source of this 1626-nucleotide messenger RNA. RefSeq lists its product as uncharacterized. Gene Ontology annotation, biological process: amino acid transmembrane transport. Lineage: Eukaryota; Fungi; Ascomycota; Sordariomycetes; Diaporthales; Diaporthaceae. Bases 1 to 1626 code for a protein of 541 amino acids. The record is from RefSeq and is a predicted model, not a curated record. Gene Ontology annotation, cellular component: membrane. The transcript is spliced from 5 exons. Gene Ontology annotation, molecular function: L-amino acid transmembrane transporter activity.